CAGAAAUGAUUGUAGGAUAAUCCUCUUGGCCGCCAGAGAUGAGACGAUCGACAAGAUGUCUAUCAAAAUCUAAAAUGGGACUUUAUAUGGAGAAGUUGGGUAGCUUUAUGAAUUAGAUCAUUAAGUGGUCAGUUCUUGGACGGUGUGAGAGUUCGUGUAUUCAUGGAGUUUGUGAAGAGCGAAAAGGGCAAGAAUCCUCUUGUUUUUUAGGGCUAUCUGCGCACACAAAACAAGAUGAGCAAGGACGGACGAAGAACGUAUUAGGAGUGCCUCUAUAGAAGAUACAAAGGAAACUGCAAUUUCAGAGCUACAACUGAAGGAGAGCAGGUUGUCAGCAGGCGAGGGCAACAUCAUCAAGCUCCAGAACCUGGGAAAUUACAAGCCCACAAGAUGAUCGUAAGCAUCGUGAAUGAUGCCAAGAGCACGCAACAGAAGACAGGACAGAUUCUACAGGCGAACUUGAUGGGACUGAAUACUGGGGCCCAAGUAGCCCUUCCAGAUGCAAAUUUACUCGCACGACAGGUGCGCCGUCAUCGGGAGGAGAACGUGCCCACUGAUCUGAACGUGCCCACAAGAGCUCAGAUUGUGAUUCCGACGCGUACGAAAACACCAUCUCUGCAGCGCCACAACGCUUCCUAUUAUUGGUACAUGGAUGCCACUUUCAAGACGACUCCAAAGCAAUACAUGCUGAUGUAUAGCAUCCACGGGCGUUUUUAUGGAGAAAUCAUCCCACUUAUAUACACUCUUCUACCAGGGAAAGAUGAGCGACUGUACACUAGGAAGCUGGAGCAACUUCGUCUUCAGCAUGGAAUUGCUGCACCCCAGAGUGUCACAACUAAUUUUGAGAAGGCUCCUCAGAAUGCCCUGGAGCGCGUGUUUCCAGAUCUCUCCCCACUCUCGCACAGAGUACAAUGGCUCUAUCUUCAGGUGACAACUGCGUAUGUCGCCGUUCCCCACCUCAGACGACACGAGGCUGCAACCGACGUCGUCAUCGACCCGAAGACUAAUGAGAGUCCGGACCUGUGCGAGACAAUUCGAUCCCUUGAAGUAGCCUCACGUCGGACACCAGAGAGUCACCCGAUCGAGAAACACGGAGCUGUCAAAAGGAGGUUCGUCGCGGAUUCUGAAUCGCCUAACGUCCAGAGACCAGGAGGAUUCUCCCGCCGGCCUAGCACGCACAUCGUCGUGGAGGCCGGAAGUGGACGGUGUCGCGGUCGUCUAGCCGAAAAGGAGCCGGCGAUCCCCCGAGUUGCGAUCGCUCGACGGUCGACCGUCGGGAAGAGACGACUGGAUCGACAUCUUGGCUCGGUCGGCUGCUUGCGUCAGAUUCCACCGCCACGCCGGGAGGACGCGAAGGAACGGAGCCGGCAGAAAGCCACGCCGUGCGCGCGUGAUCUGCGGCUGGAGACCGUGUGCCCCGCGAGUGGCUGCGCCCCCGGCCUCCGGCUGACAGAAGGAUUGGAGACCCCUUUUCACCCGCUCGGCUUUCACCGCUGGUGCCGUUAG
Darwinula stevensoni is the source of this 1506-nucleotide messenger RNA. Lineage: Eukaryota; Metazoa; Arthropoda; Ostracoda; Podocopida; Darwinulidae. The record is from the annotation of a GenBank genome assembly.